AUGGUGGUCAAUGACUUGGCCGACAAGGUAGGGUUGAGCACAACGGUGCCUUAUCAAGGAUGGUUUGACACUGAUAAACAGAUUGGUGGAUGGACAGAAGCUUAUGGUGAGAUGCUGGUGUACGCUUACAUCAGAGGCGGAUCGACUAAGGUUGCCAUGAGAUCGCUGUCACUGUUGAGAUCGUUUCUAGUGAGGAAGCCAUUACCAGUGUCGAAAGCUUGA
Molecule: messenger RNA, 222 nt
Organism: Linum tenue
Lineage: Eukaryota; Viridiplantae; Streptophyta; Magnoliopsida; Malpighiales; Linaceae
Source: the annotation of a GenBank genome assembly